AUGCGCUGGACGUCUGCUUUAGUCGUCACUGCCGCCACCUUCACAAACAGUGUUGUGACGGCAAGCGAGAACAGUCAGAAUGAAGUCCCUUCUAUUCGGUCAUAUUUUUACGUGGGAGGAGGGUAUGUUAGCGAUGGUGCGGAUGGGGAGAUAUUCCGUGAUCAGAUGUAUGUCGAACGGCUAUCACCAGCUGGAGGUGCAAAGAAGGAAACACCUAUUGUUCUCAUCCACGGCCAAGCUCAAACGGGCACAAACUUCUUGAACAAGCCUGAUGGCGGACGCGGGUGGGCAUCCCAGUUCAUAAGUCAAGGCUACGAAGUCUAUAUCGUUGAUCAGACCUUCCGAGGCAGAUCAGCGUGGUCUCCUGCCUAUGGUGCCCCAAAGCCCUCGACAUACUCAGCUGAAAUCAUCGAGCAGCGCUUUACAGCCGCACAAGACUUUAACUUGUGGCCACAGGCAAAGAAGCAUACACAAUGGCCAGGCACCGGACUUCGCGGAGAUUCGGUUUUCGAUGCCUUCUAUAGCUCGAAUGUGCAGUUUAUUAACAAUGCCACCUACCAACAGGAAACUGUUCAAACUGCUGGAGCUGCUCUUCUUGACAGAAUCGGCAAGCCUGUUGUCCUUUUGGGUCAUAGUCAGGGCGGCAUGAUGCCGAUUCUCAUUGCGGAUGCUCGUCCUGAGCUUGCCAAGGGUUUAGUACUCCUCGAGCCAUCAGGUCCGCCAUUUAGAGAUGCAGUAUUUGGUAACAAAACCGCUCGAGCGUGGGGAUUGAGUGAUAUCAGUCUUACCUAUAGUCCAGCGGUUACUGAUCCUUCGACCGAACUCAUUAAAGAGGUGCAGCCAAUGCGAGGGAAAGACUUCGUCGAGUGUAUUCUCCAAGCUGAAGAGCCUGCUCCACGUCGUCUUAUUAACUUGGAAAAGAAGCCUAUCCUUGUCAUAACUGGUGAGGCUUCGUACCAUAUGCCUUAUGACUAUUGCACAGCCAAGUAUCUCAAACAGGCUGGCUGCUCAAAGACCAAGCAUGUUGAGCUUGAAGAGGAAGGCAUUCAUGGCAAUGGGCACAUGCUAUUCAUGGAGAAGAAUAGCGAUAAGAUCCAAGUCCUUGUGGAGAAAUGGAUCCGAGCAACAUGA
Messenger RNA from Fusarium venenatum, 1131 nucleotides. Its product is annotated as Alpha/beta hydrolase family-domain-containing protein. The record is from RefSeq and is a predicted model, not a curated record. Lineage: Eukaryota; Fungi; Ascomycota; Sordariomycetes; Hypocreales; Nectriaceae.